Anthostomella pinea is the source of this 714-nucleotide messenger RNA. Lineage: Eukaryota; Fungi; Ascomycota; Sordariomycetes; Xylariales; Xylariaceae. The record is from the annotation of a GenBank genome assembly.
AUGAGCACAGCAAGCGCGACGCGUGAAGGUACAUCAUUGAACCAACCAACAUCAACAACGUACGAAUCUCAUCUCGCAAUUGGAAUUGCCCAUCCUCGACUCAUCGCCUACUACGCUGUUGCUUCCCGCUCCUCCCAGCAAGUCGUCAUCCUUGAUCGCCAUGACCGCCGGUACCACAGUCCAGAAGUCGAGACAUCAGAGCAAAUGAACCACCCUCGAUCGGAUCACAUACUCAAGCUUCCUGAUGAGCUCCUCGACAGCAUCUGUGCGAAUGUGCGACCCAGCGCCAAGACACUGGCUCUCGUCUGUCGCCGCUUCGACCGCGUCGCUACGCCCCACCUCUACCUUGAUCUGACAUUGCAUGUGCUGUCUGAUCUGACGAGGGAUGUGUACUCUCUUCAAGCCAUAGCUUAUACCAAAGUCCUUCAUCGAACACUAAAGAAGAACCCUGCACUCUGGCCUUUCUGUAGGAACCUGACUUGUUACUUCGACUACCUUCUAGAACCGGGAUCCCGCUCGUAUCUGCCCAACGACAUCUUCACCUGGCUGACGGCCGUCCAGAAGCUUGAGGUAGGCGUGAUACGUGGAAGUGAUACGCGUUUGACUCUAGCCCGGCAUGCCAUCCAGCACAUGCCUGGCCUGACACAUCUCAAACUCCAUAGUGAUGUCGAUGGCAUCGAUCUACCAGAGAUAGUCCAAGCGACUCUUGCAUGA